Prorocentrum cordatum is the source of this 390-nucleotide messenger RNA. NCBI's taxonomy places the organism in Eukaryota, Dinophyceae, Prorocentrales, Prorocentraceae. The record is from the annotation of a GenBank genome assembly.
GACUUCGAGGCCGAGGUCAAGAGCCGCGCGGAGGAGCUGAAGGCCCUCGCGGAGGCGAAAAAGGCCCUCACGGAGAACACCGGAGCGGCGGACGGGCUCGCCUACGGCCUGGGCCAGGUGUCCCUCCUCCAGCAGCUCCGCACGGGCGCAGACCUGGCCCACUUCGAGGCGGUGCGCUACGUCCGCGACCUCGCCCGCAAGCAGAACUCCAAGGCCCUGGCGCAGCUCGCCUCGCGCAUGGCCUCUGCGAUGCGCAUGAGCUCCGGGAGCGGCGAGGAUCCGUUUGCGAAGGUGAAGGGCUUGAUCCAGGACAUGAUCGAGAAGCUGGAGUCCGAGGCCGGCGCCGACGCGAAGCACAAGGCCUACUGCGACAAGGAGAUCGCGUACGCG